CCUUCUCACUGUAGGUCUCGCCACUUUCAAUAUCACACCAUCUUCACUCAGGACAUGGCCUUUAUUAUUCGUGAAAUUAUUACAGGAUAUUCGGCAUAAAGCUCUAAGGCUAUACUGGCAUACUAAUGCUAACCAAGAAAGACAACCUGACAAGUGCUGAUGGAAAUGCCAAGUUGGCAAUCUAUACUUUUUAAAAACAUCACAGCAGGUUGCCAUAUUACACGCAAUUACCAGUUUAGCCUGGAAUUCAUUCUAGAGAUCGACAAGGUGAACAUUCACGCCAAACUUAAACGAUUGAAAAGAGUCAACAGAGCAAGUACUUCGCAAUAAUCAAAGCAAUUAAGAUGAAUGAUAUAGCAUCUGGGAUUAAGAAGAGUCGUUCGUAUUACCGAUAGACGUAUUACAGAUCAGCUUUGUCAAAGAAAACUUAAGAAGAUGCAUGAAUUAUACGGUUUGAUCAAGGAAGAAAAUCACAUUUUGAUCUUAGGACAAAAAUCUUGAAGAGCACACUUUCAAAUUCAGCAGAUUAUCAGCACAGGAAAAAUUACUGGUUAAAAAUAAUACGAUCUGGAUACGUAAAGAAAUACGAACUCCCAAACAUAAUACAGUAUUUAUUUCUUUACAGGACAUAAAAUAUAGCGAAAAGGGAUAUUGAAUAUAGAAUGAAAUAAUAGGAACAGCAAGCAAUGGUUUUCUGUUAGAAAAUACAUCGGGUACAAAAUUUGCAGUGCGCAAAGUGGGAGAUAUGAAAAAAUGGAUUUUCGUUGCUGGAGGCUGGCCGUUAUUGUAUUUUUAACGUACUAUGUACUGUUGUUUGUUGGUGCCGUGAUUAUUAUGCUUAUAGAAGCGAAUGAGUUGGAAAAUGUCCCGAAUUACACCUUAAAUUCGACAAAGUCACUGGAACAACUGCUAAGAGAAGAACUCAAAGUAGCAGUGAACAGAUCUAGUUUAGACAAAAUUGUAAAGAUGACACAAGAUAUCACAGCAAAGCAGAAAAGAAUUGACGACUUAAAGUGGAAGAGAGAUAUUUCUUGGAGUACUCUUUACAAAUGGAGAUAUUUCACUCAUACAACAUUAACCACUGUAGGUUUUGGGGACAUAGUUCCUGAGACAGAUGGUGGCAAAAUUUUUGUUAUAAUCUACGGUACAAUUGGCAUUCCUCUGAAUAUUCUGGUAACCACAUGCAUUGGGUUUCUAUUAUCUGGAUACUUAAGUAAAUUGAUACGAAGAAUCGAUCAAUGUGUUUUCCGCCGCGAGGAGAGUUACCAUGUCGAGUUUAAGACACUAAUACUUUUGACAGUUAUGUGUGUCGGCUGGUUAAGCAUUGGAGCAGGUAUGACGUCAGUAGUCAUGAAGUGGUCUUGGUUGGAAGGCUACUAUGCAGUCUUUGUCAAGUUCAGCACAAUAGGUUAUGGCGACUAUACGCUUGAUUUCAGCAAAGUGAGCAAUUACUGGGAAGUAUUGUCGUGGUACACGAAUAUCGGUCUGGCAGUGGUCGCUGGGAUUUUCGAUGCUUUGACAAAAGUUGUGCGGAAGAGAAAUGAAGGCAAAGUAUCUCAAGGGCAAAAUCCGAGAACCAAUGACACAGAACUGCAUGAAUUCGAAGGAUGUGAACUUAAGUCGAAAAAUGCACGACCAAAAAAGGAAGUACAACGCAAACCUGUGUGCUAG
This is a messenger RNA of Rhopilema esculentum, 1671 nucleotides long. RefSeq names its product two pore potassium channel protein sup-9. Gene Ontology annotation, biological process: stabilization of membrane potential; potassium ion transmembrane transport. The record is from RefSeq and is a predicted model, not a curated record. Gene Ontology annotation, cellular component: plasma membrane. Gene Ontology annotation, molecular function: outward rectifier potassium channel activity; potassium ion leak channel activity. Lineage: Eukaryota; Metazoa; Cnidaria; Scyphozoa; Rhizostomeae; Rhizostomatidae.